AUGGCCACCAUGUGGAAAAUCAUGGAGACUCACCAUGAGCAGCAGUCAAAGAUUGCGAUGUUACUGAGACAUGUAGAUAGUUUCCAGUCUCCCGUAGAAGCAACGAGACACAAGCACAAUCAUGAUAAAACACGCAAGUUGCUUGUUGUUUUGCGAGAGUGGCUGUCACAAUUUGACAUUUUGAUGAACAAUCAAAAGAAGUGCAUAAUGGCCCUGAACAACCAACUAGAAAUGAGGGAUGAGAUUUCUGAAAGCCUUCCCAUACAAGUUCUUCUUCAAGCUUGGCAUUGUCGUUUAGAGAAACUUCCUCAACAGUAUGUCAGGACAACCAUAGCCAACUUUGCUGCUGAGAUAGAUAGUAUUCUCCAAGAGCAAGAUAAAGAGAUGGUUCUCAAGAGAAAAUGUGAGGUGACAAUUUAUGAAUAUGCCGAGAAAAUUAGUAGGCAAUUAACGGAGUGGGAGAAAAAGUAUGAGGAAAGACUAGAGGUGUUAGGCCCAAACAUGGUAGAUCAUCCUCAUGAGCUUGUUAGAGAGAUCCAACUAAUGAAGAUCAAGUUGGUUGCAGCGAAAGAAGAUUAUGGAAGGCAGUGUCUACACGUGACCCAAAAAUCAUUGAGUAGUCUUCAAACUCACUUGCCAAAGCUCUUUAAGGCAAUGUCAGAUUUUUCUCUUAAGAGUUCCAUGAUGUACAAUGAAUUAGCAGAUUUGUGA
Messenger RNA from Lotus japonicus, 711 nucleotides. RefSeq lists its product as uncharacterized. The record is from RefSeq and is a predicted model, not a curated record. Bases 1 to 711 code for a protein of 236 amino acids. The transcript has a single exon. Lineage: Eukaryota; Viridiplantae; Streptophyta; Magnoliopsida; Fabales; Fabaceae.